Messenger RNA from Durusdinium trenchii, 1002 nucleotides. The record is from the annotation of a GenBank genome assembly. NCBI's taxonomy places the organism in Eukaryota, Dinophyceae, Suessiales, Symbiodiniaceae.
AUGUUUGUGAAUUUCCCGGAGCCGCCGGUGCGGCGCGGCACCUCCGGAGAAGGUGACGGCGAAGCGCCCCACCUCUUGACCGCGGAGACCUUCUGCGCCAUCCACCGUGCGCUGCGCGUGGCGGGCACCUUGCUCGUGCACUCGGACAACGUGACUUAUCUCCGAGAAUUGGCUUUGAGCCUCUCGGGGCUUGGCUUCGAAAAUGUUGAUGUCAGCCACUCGGGACCAGUGCUGUGUGGCCAGGACAAGCUCGGAAGCUCCAUCCACGUGUGGCGCGGCAAACCAGGGCGUUCCGCCGGGGUGGUGGAUCCCGAGGCAUCCUCCUACUUCGAUCGCCUUUGGAGUCAUGGGCGCUUUACCAAGCGAUACUUCAUCUUGGUGAAGAAGGAAAAGAACCAAACGUUGGAGAGUGCUGUGCGCGGCCCACGCCGUGCCGUUCGUUCUUCGGUUUCGAACGGCUCGGCCUCUCGAGUCGUAGCAUGGUGGUUUUCACAGCCAUCUGAUGAUCAGCAUGCUCGUCCCAUGCUCGUCCCACGGCUAAACACCGAGCCAAACGCCAUGAAUGAGCUGGACGCCGCGACGAGUCGGCUUCUCAUGAAGAAGACUUGGUGUCAUGGUCAGAUCAUUGCGGCCUUCCAAGGGGUGCUGUACGGUCUUUGGGGCUUUGGAGAUGCCGCUCUCUCCAAACCUUGCCGGAUGCUUCUGAUGUCCAGUCUCAUCCUACUUCCCACCUGGAGUGGUAUGAGCUGGUGGGCCAUGCAUGGAAGGAGAGCAUGCCACGCAUGGAUCAUCUUGGGAUUUGGACUUGCACUUCUUCCUUUCUACGGCAUUGUUCUCGGCAUUGCCCUAGAAGAUGGAAGCAAUCCAUACCAGCUGGCGUUGGUGAUUCUCACUUCUUUGCAGUGCAUCGAGACAGCUGGAUAUUUGCUCGUGGUCGCGUGCUUGAAAGAGUGCCUUGUUCAAGAUGACCGUGAGGCGCAGGAUCAAUACCAGCUCCUGUGA